AUGUCAGCCGAAACAUGGGAGAUAGCCUUGUAUGUGGUCCUAGCCAUAUUGGCUCAUGUUGUAGUCUAUCUGUUUGUAACAAGGAAACGGGCCAAGAGUAUUGUGGGAAAGCAUGUGGUGGUUACGGGAGGCAGUAAAGGAAUCGGUUUACGUUUGGCUGUGGAGUGCGCACUUCGUGGUGCUAAUGUUACCGUUUUGGCACGAGAUGAGAAAAUGUUGAGUGGUGCUGUUGCCCUCAUGGAGGUGAUAAGACAAAGUCCCGAACAAAAAUUCCAAUAUCGUUGCCUCGACUUGUCGACAAGUUAUGAAAAUGUUGCAACAUGUUUGUCGGAAAUUGAAAAAGAAUUCGGUGAUAUAUACAUGCUGGUCAAUUGUGCUGGCUUGGCCAUUUGUGGUGUGUUCGAAGAGGUUUCCGUCGAAGAUGCCAGAAAGCUGAUGGAUGUUAAUUAUUGGGGUUCUUAUAAUUGCACGCGUUAUGUUUUGCCCAAAAUGAAACAGGCUAAGGAGGGCGUUAUUGUAAUAACUGCCUCACAGGCGGCUCUAUUUGGCAUCUAUGGCUAUGGACCAUAUGCGGCAUCUAAAUAUGCAUUGCGGGGCAUGGCUGAAACGAUUGCCAUGGAAAGUCGCCACUUGGGUGUGAGUGUGACAUUGGCAUUGCCCGCCGAUACCAAUACACCUGGCUUUGAAAAUGAAAAUAAAACAAAGCCUCAGGAAACGAAAUUAAUUUCUGGUGGUGGUGGUUUAGCUGAACCCGAUGCGGUGGCAAAACAAAUUGUAAAUGAUGCUUUGAAAGGUAAUUUCAUUUCCAUCCUUGGUGCUGAAUCAUGGAUUUUGACAGUAUUAGGCGGCGGCCUCUUCCGUUGGGACGGUGUUUUCCAAAAUCUAUUCCAUGCAUUGCUGGUGGGACCACUACGUUUUAUUGAUUACAUUCUACACUUGCACUUCGAAAGGAUAAUCAGGAAUUGUGCCAAGAAGAAAACUGACUGA
Molecule: messenger RNA, 987 nt
Organism: Musca vetustissima
Lineage: Eukaryota; Metazoa; Arthropoda; Insecta; Diptera; Muscidae
Gene: Kdsr
Product: 3-ketodihydrosphingosine reductase
Exons: 3
Coding region: 1-987 (328 amino acids)
Biological process (GO): sphingolipid biosynthetic process
Cellular component (GO): endoplasmic reticulum membrane
Molecular function (GO): 3-dehydrosphinganine reductase activity
Source: RefSeq, a predicted model, not a curated record